AUACCACAAGGCGUCACUAGGAGUUAAGGCGAAAAGACUGGGUCGAGGAACAGAGACGAGGCUACAAAAUGGCGGUCGAAGUAAAACGUUUAUGAAUGUGUUUUGGAGUUGAUUAGAUUAGCAUCGUUACUCGAAUAAUAUGUCGGUAACGUUGCACACAGAUGUUGGAGAUUUAAAGAUUGAAUUGUACUGCGAAGAAACACCGAAAACGUGCGAGAAUUUUUUAGCUUUAUGUGCUAGUAAUUAUUAUGACAACUGCAUCUUUCACAGAAACAUUAAAGGAUUCAUGAUCCAAACAGGAGAUCCAUCAGGUACAGGCAAGGGAGGACAAAGCAUAUGGGGUAGAAAGUUUGAAGAUGAGUUGAGUCCAUCUCUAAGGCACAAUGCAAGAGGUACAAUUUCAAUGGCUAAUAGUGGUCCAAACACCAAUGGUUCACAGUUUUUCAUCACAUAUGGAAAACAGCCUCAUUUAGACAUGAAGUACACAGUUUUUGGAAAGCUUAUUGAUGGUCUAGAAACCUUGGAUGACCUGGAAAAAUUACCUGUUAAUGAAAAGACACGCAGACCUUUAAGUGAAGUCAGGUUAAAAUCAGUCACAAUACAUGCUAAUCCUAUUGCUGACCAAGCCGCAUAGAAGAUAUACAUCAUUUAUAUUACUAACUUGACGUAAAGAAUGACAUUCUGAGUCAUUUGUUUCAGUAAUCUGCAAGUCUCAUACCUAACCAGUCGGUAGAUUGGCGGCAGCAAGACCAAAUUUCAGUGUGCAGCUCUCAGCUACAUACCCGGGGGGGUACUUGUUGUAGUCGCUCAGAUCGUGUAGAAUCAAGAUGUUUAUUUCAAGCCACUGUUAUAACUACUCAAGUACAAUAAGUAGUGUCUAUGA
Molecule: messenger RNA, 883 nt
Organism: Actinia tenebrosa (Australian red waratah sea anemone)
Lineage: Eukaryota; Metazoa; Cnidaria; Anthozoa; Actiniaria; Actiniidae
Product: peptidyl-prolyl cis-trans isomerase-like 3
Biological process (GO): protein folding; protein peptidyl-prolyl isomerization
Cellular component (GO): catalytic step 2 spliceosome
Molecular function (GO): peptidyl-prolyl cis-trans isomerase activity
Source: RefSeq, a predicted model, not a curated record